Papilio machaon (common yellow swallowtail) is the source of this 1268-nucleotide messenger RNA. RefSeq names its product protein krueppel-like. Gene Ontology annotation, biological process: regulation of transcription by RNA polymerase II. Gene Ontology annotation, molecular function: RNA polymerase II cis-regulatory region sequence-specific DNA binding; DNA-binding transcription factor activity. Bases 1 to 900 code for a protein of 299 amino acids. The transcript is spliced from 2 exons. The record is from RefSeq and is a predicted model, not a curated record. Lineage: Eukaryota; Metazoa; Arthropoda; Insecta; Lepidoptera; Papilionidae.
AUGGCCUUAUCGUUGCAGUCGACGCAGAACUCUCGAGGUGUGUCGGUAAGGCCGCUGUCAAGUAUGCGUCAGGAGUCGCUACCGAUGUUGGCGGAGCGGCUGCUGGCGAGCCGCGCAGCCGCCCUGGUCGCUGGCCUGCCCGCCGAACUGUACUCCGGCGCGCUGCUCGCCGCCUGGCCGCCCUCACCGCCCGCGCCGCUACUGCCCCCGCCCGAGCUGGACCGAACGCGCAAGCGGCGCCGCACACCCAAAUUGGACGACAGCGCUGCUACUGCGCCGCCCUCGCCGCCCUCCUCUGGUUCGUCGCCCGGCGCCGCUGACCCACCGCGUGAUAAACUCUUCACCUGCAAGGUGUGCUCGCGCUCCUUCGGUUACAAGCAUGUCCUGCAGAACCACGAGCGCACCCACACCGGUGAAAAGCCAUUCGAGUGCGGCGAGUGCCACAAGCGCUUUACUCGCGACCACCACCUCAAGACCCACCUCCGCCUCCACACCGGGGAGAAGCCCUACAGCUGCCCGCACUGUCCGCGCCAUUUCGUGCAGGUCGCGAACCUGCGCCGGCACCUGCGCGUGCAUACCGGUGAGCGCCCGUACGCUUGCGCUCGCUGCCCUGCACGCUUUUCCGACUCCAACCAGCUAAAGGCGCAUGCCCUGGUGCACGAGGGUGACGCACCGUUCGCAUGUCGUUGUGGCGCGAGGUUCAGGCGACGGCAGGCGGCCGCGUUGCAUCGCUGUGCCGGCACCGGCUGCGAAGCGGACGCACCCAGUCCGCCUGCCGCCGCGUCUGCCGACUGGCGUUGGGAUGACUGGCCCGAGCAGACGGAGCCUGAAGACCUGUCUCUGCCUCGGAGGCCGGCAACCCCGGACUCCCCAACCGAUCUUCGCGUCCACGCCGCGUAGUCAGCCCGCACCCCGCGCCUUGCGCCUAUCCCCAUGCGCCGCCGAGCCGGUAUAUGAGUUCCUUCUCUGUAGACUGCGCAAAGUCGUCACCUCGCCGACGCCGAUAGUUCUACUCGCCCGGCUAUUUGUCGUACCGUUAUUUCAAAGUAUUACCUACCGCUAACGCUCACUCUAAUAAAUUAUUUAAGCUGCCGUUUUUUGCACAUAUUUCCUCAGUAAGACUCCCGUCGUAGUCGCUUUAGGUAGUCGUCCAUUGCAUUUUACAGUUUCGCAUUUGCAAUGUCAUAAAAAGACCGCUUUUUCACGAUGUUACAGUUUAAAAUUUUAUUGUUGUGCCAUUUGCAUAAUCGCAAGGCGAGACGAUGCAA